AUGCGGUCCGUUAACCACACGUCGUACCUCCCCGUCGCCAGCCGCCCCAUCUCGCUGUCUAUCGAGACCAAGCGUACCGGGAAGGACUCGGAUGAGGCUACGCUGCAGAUCGGGACCUGGCAUCUUACUCAAUGGCGCAUGCUGAGAAGCUUGCUGACCAGGGCUGGCGGCGCAGACCACGCCCAGGCGGCGUUGGGUGAGCUCGGCGUGCUUCCGGCCAUGAUCGUGCAGGGGCACAAAUGGAGCUUUGCAGCGACGACCCUAGAGGGCUCAAAGACGAUUUUCUGGUCCAUGAUGUACGUUGGGCCUACAGACUCUCUCGCCGGCAUCUAUGCCAUUGCCACGACGCUCGGGUACCUGAAGCGAUGGUCUGCUGAUACCUUCUGGACAUGGUAUUAA
Molecule: messenger RNA, 399 nt
Organism: Hirsutella rhossiliensis
Lineage: Eukaryota; Fungi; Ascomycota; Sordariomycetes; Hypocreales; Ophiocordycipitaceae
Exons: 2
Coding region: 1-399 (132 amino acids)
Source: RefSeq, a predicted model, not a curated record